GGGCCUAUAAGAGCUCAUUAGCCUACUUUCACAUUCAUCAGCCCAACCCGGACCGGCCCAUUUUUCAUUCACUCUCUUGACUGUUGAUAGUUGAACAAAAUUCAGUUCAGUCAUUGAUCUACACUAGGGUUCCUUCACCCUAAACCAUCCAAUAUGCUACCAUUUUAUUGAUCUUCGACCUCCACUUCCACUUUCUCCAGCUCAAUUUUUGUCUGUACAACAAGAAAAGAAAGUCAGAAGGGCAAAAAAGGAAAGUAAAUAAUGGCUGGAAAUGCUUUAGUUCAUGUAUCAACAACAAAUUCUACUAUGUUUCCCAUCAUACCCAGUAGAAAAAACGUGUUGGGUAAUCGUUUUUUAUGUAUAAAAACACCAAUCAAUCCUAAAAAUCAAGUCUUUACAGUGAAAUCAAUGGCGGGUCGUAGUCAAGAACAAGAACGAGAGCAACAACAACAACAACAACAACAACAACCCGCAUCGUCUUCAUCGGAGCAGAAAGGUCCGCUUUCUGUCAUAUUAGAGGUUCCAAAGAAUAUAUGGAAGCGAACUAUGCGUCCAUUGAGUGAUUUUGGGUUUGGGAAAAGGAGCAUUUGGGAAGGUGGGGUUGGGUUGUUUGUUGUUUCGGGUACGGUGUUGUUGGCACUAAGUUUGGCUUGGUUGAGAGGGUAUCAGUUGCGGUCUAGGUUCAGGAAGUACUUAGCUGUGCUUGAGUUUGAGCAGGCUUGUGGAAUUUGUACUGGCACACCUGUUAGAAUUAGAGGAGUAAAUGUUGGUAAUGUGAUUCGCGUUAAUCCUUCAUUGAGAAAUGUUGAGGCUGUUAUUGAGGUUGAUGAUGAUAAGAUAAUUAUCCCUCGAAACUCAUUAGUUGAGGUGAACCAAUCUGGUCUUAUCAUGGAGACCAUGAUUGAUAUCACACCUCGAGAUCCCAUCCCAAUACCUUCUGCAGGGCCCCUGGAUCCAGAUUGUAUUAAGGAGGGUCUGAUUGUUUGCGACAGGCAAAAGAUAAAAGGACAACAAGGGGUUAGUUUAGAUGAAUUGGUUGGUAUAUUCACACGUCUUGGCCGUGAAGCAGAAGAAAUUGGUUUGUCGAAUACCUAUGCUUUGGCUCAGAGAGCUCUAAAUGUUGUUGAGGAGGCACGACCGCUGCUUACAAAGAUUAAAGCCAUGGCUGAGGAUGUCCAACCUAUGCUAGCUGAUGUUCGUGAUAGUGGCUUGCUGAAGGAAGUUGAUAGUUUAACCCGAAGCUUGGCACUAGUAACUGAGGAUAUAAGGAGAGUGCACUCCACGGUCAUGACUCCUGAGAACACUGAAUUGAUACGAAAGUCCAUAUAUACGCUGGUCUUCACUUUGAAGAAUGUUGAGAGCAUUAGCUCCGACAUUUUGGGAUUCACUGGUGAUGAAGCUACUCGGCGCAAUUUGAAAAUGCUUAUCAAAUCGCUGAGCAGGCUAUUGUAAAGUUGAUGAAUGUUGAAUCUGAUUAAUGGCUUGCAAUACUAGUAAGAAAGGUUGCUGUGUUUGGUAAUGAGCGAGUCCCUUGGGCUAUGGAUUACAUAGGGUGGGUGUAUGUCUUGUUUCUGUUAAUCCAAUAGGUGUGAAGCCUUCCAUUUUCACCUUUGUUCCGUCAUAGAAAUUGCAAUAUAAAUGCCAUUAAAAGUUGUUUUCACAAGUUUGAAUUUUGAUUCUUUUGUCACUUUUUUCUCCGUUUCCUUGUAUCAAUAUUUCGAAAUUCCUACAUGUGGUUUUUGAAGUUAUUCUACUUGUCCUCAA
This is a messenger RNA of Capsicum annuum, 1764 nucleotides long. RefSeq names its product protein TRIGALACTOSYLDIACYLGLYCEROL 2, chloroplastic. Bases 262 to 1452 code for a protein of 396 amino acids. The record is from RefSeq and is a predicted model, not a curated record. The transcript is spliced from 5 exons. Gene Ontology annotation, cellular component: chloroplast inner membrane. Gene Ontology annotation, molecular function: phospholipid binding; lipid carrier activity. NCBI's taxonomy places the organism in Eukaryota, Viridiplantae, Streptophyta, Magnoliopsida, Solanales, Solanaceae.